GCUGCUUGCGCUGGUACAGUGACGCAAGCGUCUGGGCCGGAGAGUGUACACAAUAGCUUAGAUGUAGUGCGGCGACGCUUUGAUCCAAAUACGAGGGGAAUUUAUUGUGUAAAAAAGACCAAUCCAAAAGACAAAUGGCGGACUACGACUACCACCACGCCAUGGCCCAGCACGCGGCCGUGGUGUCUGCGGCCGGCGGGGGCCAGCUGCACCCGGCCAUGGCGCAGCUUCCCAUGCUGCCCACUGGGUUGAACCUGUCGAUGGGGUCGGCGGCCAACAUGGCGGCCAACAUGGCGGCGGCGGCGGGCCUGCAAAUGUCCUCGCUGGCGGCGGGCAACUCGACCUCCUCGGGGUCGGGCUCGGGCUCUGGGGUGCACCACCACCAUCACCACCACCACCUGCAGCACCAGCACGCCCCGGCGGCCCACCAGGGGCUGCACCAGCACCAGCACCACCACCACGUGGGCUACAUGGGCCACCUGGCGGCCGGGGCCGGUGGCAAGCUCAAGCACAAGAAACCCAAGGUGAACAAGGACGGUGUGCCGGCGCCCAAGCGGGCCACGACGGCCUACAUCACUUUUACCCAGUGGUACCGGGAAGAGAUGAAGAAGUCGGGCAGGCAGAUCCCCCGGAUUGGAGAUUUUGGCAAGGAAUGUGCGGGCAAGUGGAACACAAUGUCGGACGAGGACAAACAGCCGUUCCUGGGUGCGGCCGCCAGGGACAGGGAGCGCUACAAGCGAGAGAUGGAGGUGUACAAGCCGGCCCGCGACGUGAACAAGCCCAAGCGUCCAGGCACGGCCUUCAUGCUCUUCAUGGCCGACUUCCGCAAGGAGAUGGCUGGCAAGGAGCCCGAGGGGGGCGUGGCUGCCCUGGCCAAGCUCGGGGGCGAACGGUGGAGGGGCAUGACGGAGGAGGACAAGCGGCCCUACGUGGAGAGGCAGAACGAAGAGAAGAUGAAGUACGAGACGAGCAUGGAGGAGUACCGCCGCAAGCAGACCGCCGAGAGCCAGGCGGCCAAGCUGCAGCAGCAGCAGCAGGAGGAACAGCAGCAGCAGCAGCAACAGCAGCAACAACAGCAACAGCAGCAACAGCAACAACAGCAACAGCAGCAUGACAACGGAGGGGACUCGGACAGCGGGGAGGACACGUUCCAAGGGAACCGCAGCCACUCGAAUCCCCCGUCGGGGGCCUCGACGCCCAGCCCCGGGGGGGGCGGGGCCACCACGCACUCGGAGCACACGGACGAGUCGCAGGGGGCCUCCGGGCAGGCCCCUCCGGAGCGGGGCAACGGGGGCCUGCCGUCCCUGGCUUCCCCCCUGUCCCUGGCCCACCCGCUGGCCUCGCUGGGCUACCAGCACUCGCUGGCCAGCUUCGGCAUCGCCUCAGGGGGCUUUGGGGGCUCGCCGCACGCUGCCCACGCGGCGGCUGCGGCGGCCUCGACGGUGGCCUCGCAGUACCUGCCGGGCAGCGGGGCCACCUACUCCCAGGCACACCUGCCGGGCCCCUACAGCUGGACCUGAGCAGGCCUCUUAUGCAAGCGGCCCCCCGGGGUUCUGGGGGGGCCGCCUCUCCGAAUCUCGGGAGCCGUCGUUUGUCUGGCCCCUGGGCCCUCUCCGUUUUUCUCCUCUGGUCGCCCCCUCUGCGUCCCAAGGAGUUCGGACGAGACUUUUCCUGCCGGCGGGCUCUCUCCCCCGACGCGGGAAGGUGGCCCGACCGGAGCGUGAUCCGGUGCUGCCGACGUGUGUGUGCCGGUCGGACGCCGGGAGGCUGGGUUGACCCUUGCCCGUGUCUUCUCCGCCUUUUUUUUUCUUUCUCGUAAACACCCACCAAGUUUUUUUGUUUUUUUUUCUUUCUCAUUUUGCUCUUUUAAGUGUUUCGGAGAACGUCAUGCCACCAUGAUCAUUUUGUUCCGUGCUCGUGUCGUGCGUUGCCAAUUUUCGUACUGUUUGAGUGCAGGUUCUUUCUCCCUCUUGGGACUAGUGUCUGUUUUCCUUUUUCAGUGUUUGCGUUCUAGUGCCACGUCUUCAUUAGUCCUCCAUCCUAACUUAUUUGCCCUCUCGGAAGGCGGGCGUCCCCUCCCCGGGAAAUGCAGAAAGGUCGAGGCUCUCUUGCUAGCAGUUCUUUUUUUCGGUUUGUUCCGUCACCUUGGCUUUUAUCGUUAUUUCCGACAACAGCCUUAGAAUUCCGUGCAACAAUCAAGUGCGCCCAUCGCCGCGAGACUUUGGAAGUGUGUGUGCGAGAGUCUUGACGUGUGCGGAAUGAGAAAUACUCAAAACCCCCUUUUAACCUCCACGUACGCAGAUUUUAAUCGAGGUCCUCGCGUCCGCAGGAACAGACAGUAUUUUUUGUUGCGUGCGUGAAGGAAACGGUUCUUGGCACAAAUUUUUCCCUUUUGUUUUGUACGUGUCUUGUACAGUUGCGUGAGUGCUUUUCCUUUUUUUUUGUUCCGCAAGGUUGAGGCAGCCUUGUCACUUGUUUAGAAAACCUCAAAAUGAUCACAGUAAAUAAUGUGAUAAGAAUUUUUUUUGUACUGAUGUUGUUUUUAGUGCUCGAAACAUGUUUUGUCUCAUGCAAGUGGAAUAAAGAACUUUUGUAGCUGUUAUGCGAGCUUAAUAGUAUGUUUGAUAGCCGCUGUUAGAAUAUCUGCUCUGGGCAAUGAAUACUGCAAUUUGAAGAAGAAAAACAUUUUUUUUUUGUUUCUGAAGUUUUGCAAACGUUCAAAAAUGUUAAAAAGUUUGGGGUUUUUUUUUCUUUUUUUUUGGGGGGGGGGGGGGGGGGGGGGCGGGAUUUGACCAUUUCAUAAAAUCUUCUCAUUCAGUUUUGAAAGUGUUCAAGCCACAGGUUUCCUCAAUUCCACUUGGUAAUUCUGCUGCAAUAGACCGCUCUAAUCCAGUGAGUGUCUGGCCUGUUGGUUACCCAUUGUCCCUGUACAAUAUGAUUUGUGUGCCGAGAGAGUGAGAAGAGCAUAAGUGCAGAGCUGCGACAGACAGACGAGCUUGCAAUUGCCGCGCGCUCUCCAAGCAACGCCACGCAGGUCAUCGUGUAACAUAACGGCCAACCAACUGUCUGCAUUGUCAUUUCCAUUGCUGUAUAAAGUGUGCGAAGAAUGCAGAUAGAGGUUCUCGUUUUUCUUCCUCAUUUUGUUUUAUAGUGACUGUAACGAGUUGAAGCAGGAAUCAACCUUGUGUAUCACUUAUAUUUUUUUUCCUCCUCGUGAUGUAAAUAGUUCUUCAUCUCAGCAGUGUGCACUUUGAAAGGCUCUCGUGUGGUUUAUCGGCACUUCAGUGUGUUUGUAGCACUCCUAUUUCCCUGUCCCCAACCAAAAAAAAAAAAAAAACUCAAAUGAAAUACAGCAGUGUGUGUGUGAAAAAAUUGCCAAAAUUUUAAGACUGAGUGCAAAAUAAAGCGUAAUUUUUUUUGGUUAA
Messenger RNA from Ixodes scapularis (black-legged tick), 3425 nucleotides. Its product is annotated as high mobility group protein DSP1. Gene Ontology annotation, biological process: regulation of transcription by RNA polymerase II. The coding region runs from base 135 to 1520 and encodes 461 amino acids. The record is from RefSeq and is a predicted model, not a curated record. Gene Ontology annotation, molecular function: DNA binding, bending. The transcript has 6 exons. NCBI's taxonomy places the organism in Eukaryota, Metazoa, Arthropoda, Arachnida, Ixodida, Ixodidae.